Plasmodium vinckei vinckei is the source of this 2142-nucleotide messenger RNA. Its product is annotated as cdc2-related protein kinase 5, putative. Gene Ontology annotation, biological process: protein phosphorylation. The record is from RefSeq and is a predicted model, not a curated record. Bases 1 to 2142 code for a protein of 713 amino acids. The transcript has a single exon. Gene Ontology annotation, cellular component: nucleus; cytoplasm. NCBI's taxonomy places the organism in Eukaryota, Apicomplexa, Aconoidasida, Haemosporida, Plasmodiidae. Gene Ontology annotation, molecular function: cyclin-dependent protein serine/threonine kinase activity; ATP binding.
AUGUAUGGAAUUACACUAACUAAAUGCAAAAUAUAUUUUAAUAAUAUAUAUUCAACUGUAUCGUUAGAAGAAAAACUAGGGGGAGGUACCUAUGGUGAUGUAUACAAAGGGAAGGUUGUAAAAUAUAGCAAUAAUAGUGAUCUAUAUCAAAAUACUAAUUAUUUACCAUAUGAUUAUUAUACUGAUGAGUUUAUUUUUUUUAGAAAAAAUAUAUAUGCAAUUAAAUUUUUUAAAGAUGAUUUAAGAACAAUAAAUGAAGAAGGAAUUAGUUGUACAACAUUAAGAGAAUUAAGUUGUUUAAAAAAUAUAGGUAGACAUCCAAACAUUUUAAGAUUAAUUGAUGUAACUAUAGAUAGACAAAAGGGUAUUAGUGAAUAUAUAAAUAGACAAAUAUUACAACAUUAUACAUCAAAUUAUCAUCAUCAAGUUAAAAUUGAUAUGGCCCCAUUAUCACUAGAUCAAAAAUUUAUAUUUGCUGCAUAUGAAUAUUGUGAUGGUGGAGAUUUAAAAAAAUUAAUUCAAAAAACAAAAAUUAGUGAAAAUCAAGCAGGUCUAUGUUUAAAGGAAGCAAAAUGGCUAUCCUUUCAAUUAUUAAAUGGAUUAGCUUAUUUACAUAAUAAUAAAAUGUGUCAUAGAGAUUUAAAGCCUGAAAAUGUUAUGCUACAAUAUACACAUAAUAAUAAGUAUUUAUUAAAAAUAGGUGAUCUUGGAUUAUGUAGAGAACUUAAAAAUGAUGGCGACAUGACUCCAACUGUUUGUACUAUUUACUAUAGACCUUUAGAAGUUCUUCUCUCCAAAUUUGAUAGGUCAAAAACCCGUGCCAGCAAAAGUGGGUCCAUCAAAAGUGCGGCUAUCAAAAGUGGGUCCAACAAAAGUGGAGCUACCAAUAAAAGCGGAUCCAAUAAAAGUGGCGCCAGCAAAAGUGACACUAGCAAUAGGAGUGGUACUAGCAAAAAUGGAACUAGCAAUAGGAGUGGUGCCAGCAAAAAUGGAACUAGCAAUAGGAGUGGUGCCAGCAAAAGUGGGACUAGCCAAAAGGGGACCAGCACAAAGAGCAAUGGAAGUGGACGAGCUAGUGAACGACGAUCAAGUGAUGAUGCAUAUAUGGGGGAUGAACCAUUUGAAAAAGAGUAUGAAAGUUUUAAUGAUAAAGAUUUUCAAUACGGUUUAAAUGUAGAUAUAUGGUCAGCUGCUUGUAUUAUAUGUGAAUUAAUAAUUGGUAGACCAUUAUUUAGAGGAGUAACAGAAUUUGAUUUAAUUAUAAGAAUAGUAAAUUCUUUAGGUAAACCUAAUAAUGAUGAAUUAGAAUAUUUUAGUGAUUCUCGUUUUUAUCCAUUUAAAGAUGAUUUUUUUAAUAUUAAGAUAAAGAAUAGAAAAGAUGCAUUAAAUGUAAUAACAAAUGGUAAAAUAGAUGAGUUAGGAAUCGAUUUAUUAGUUAAAAUGCUAAAAUACAAUCCUAAUGAUAGAAUAACAGCAGCUGAUGCUUUAUCUCAUCCAUGGUUUGCUGAUAUACGAUUCGAUAAUUUAGAUGGUAUAGGUGUAUAUAAUUGGUAUGUACAUUGUUUAAAAUAUUAUAUAGGUAUUAAAACAUUUAGAGAAAUAGAACAGAAAAAGAAAAAUUUACUUACAACAACUAUGAUUUCUCAUUUUUUAUGUAAGUCUAAUGAUAAAUAUGCUAAAAUUAUUUUUAAAUUAAUUAAUAAUACAUUUAAAAAUUUGGGUGGUUAUAAAAAAAGUGGAAGAAGAUCUUUUGCCAUUUUUGCUGACAAAUAUGCAAAUGAGCAUAAAAAUAAUAACGGCUUUAUUAAAAGAGCUAGUAUAAAAGUACUAAAUGAUAUGAAAGAAAAAAAUGUGAUGGAAACUAAUGAAGAAGUUUCAUUUUAUGAUGAUAGUACUGCUUAUUAUACUUCUCCAGCAAAAUCAAUUAAAAAAAUUAAUAAAUUUAAAAGAUCUAGUUUCCACUCAAUUAUUCCUGAACAAUCUUAUGAAUUUAUUAAAGGAAUACGAGUAAAACGUAAUUUAUCAAUCCCAGAUUUCUCAAGUCCGAAUAACAAAAAACAUUGUAGAGAUGAAGCAGGCUCAGCUACAACUACAAGUCGAGUAUAUACCCAAAAUGCUCAUUCAUUUAAAGAAUAUACAUAA